GGGAAAGGAAGCUGUCAAAUACUCCUAUAUUAGGGCUCCCUUGUCGAAGUUCCUGCUAGCUGGAAAGCUUGAAGUUGUAACAAGGGCUCCCUGCAGGCUCGCCAGCAGAUUGCACUGUGCAGCCGUUUAUGAUGCUACUGUAAAAUGCGGUCCCCUGCUCAGGAGAGUUCCUGAUUUGUAGUCAGAGACACGCCAAGCUGGAAGCUGCUGACGCUGUAUGUUUGCGAUGGAGUGGUUAGACCAAGACGCCGAGGACUUCUCGUCCCCCUCAGGGAGUUUAGCUGGUGACGAAUCGGGGUCAGAGAUCGACGAACUGCCGUUGCACCACCGACACCACAAUGAGAACCCAGCCCCUAGCUUUGACUCGCCCGAAAUGUUGGCAUCGUAUGUAGGGUCACCCAUGAGGGACCAUCACAGUCAAGGAUUAGCCUUCUUUGAUGCAGCGGAUUGCCCUCAGACUGAUGAUGACUUUAUAGAUGACAGUGGACCUGAGGAUGGAGAGGACUCUGACGCACCCACGGACGCGCAAUCGUCAGCCAUUGCUGAAAUCUUCAGGUGUUUCAUAUGUCUCGGAAAGGUGGUGGAAGCCCAGCUGUGCCCUUGCUGCUCAAAAAUCUGCUGCCUCCGGUGCAUCAAGAGGUGGUUGAUGGACCAGCGGCCCCAAUGUCCCCACUGCCGAGCCUCACUGCGAGUUUCCCAGCUAGUCAAUUGUCGCUUCAUUGCUGACCUCUCAACUGAACUAGAGAAGCUGCAGAGGACCGGAGCGGCAGAGGUGCAAGAGAAGGCCUGUUCGCUGCACAAUAGCCCCAUGUCCUACUACUGCAACACGUGUACAGAGGCGGUGUGCUCCGAUUGUGCAGUAUUUGGCGAGGGACAUCGGGGCCACUCCUUUGAACGCCUGUCCGCCGUAUACGAGCGCCACGUGGAAACAAUCCGCAGUGAAGCCGUCGGCCUGCGGCGGCGCUUGAAGGACCUGUGUGCGCUGGUGUCCGAAAAGGACAAGAACAUCGAAAGGGUGCACAAGGCAAAGGACGAGGCGGGCAUGGAGCUGCAGCUGGCGUUUGAGGGCAUGCAGGCGCGCUUGGAACAACAGUUGAAGUCGAAGCUGCUCACUUUACUCGCUCAGAAAGGUUCGAUGACACAGGAGAUCGAGGGCCUGGACACCAUGAUGCACGACCUGAACGCCCAGCUGGACACGGUCCCCAAGGGCGAGCUCGUCGGGCGAAGCGCGAGUAUCUGCAGCAUGCUUCAAGAAGUCCAGCAGCGACCGACCUCGGACGUCAACCGGACGCCCGUGCCUGCGGACUUCAUCUCGGAGGUCGUUCCUCCGUACGACCAAGGCGAGUUUGUCCUGCACGAUUUUGAGCGAGUGCUGCGACGGACGUCCGCCGCGGGGGUCCCCGCUCCGAGCCCCAGGGGCGUCACAUCCGUCCGGACGGUGGAGCCGCAGCACGGGAGCAACGCGGCGGUGAAUCCGUCGGAAGACGCGUCUGACGGGGCGGGCGUUGUGUACAGUCAGCCAAUCCAAGCUGCCGGGAUCGUGUGGCGGCUCAAGGUCUACCCGAACGGAAACGGAGUGGCAGCUGGCUCUUACUUGUCCGUCUUUCUGGAGAUGGUUCAAGGAGGCUCGGAACCGGCCAAGUACGAGUACAAGAUCGAGAUGCUGCAUCGCACUCGCCCCACCCAGUCAGUGAUACGAGAGUUCGCGUCCGUCUUUGAGGUCGGCGAGUGCUGGGGCUACAACCGGUUCUUCCGACUGGAGGUACUCAAGGAAGAGGGCUACUUGCUCCCAGAAGAGGACGUCAUCACCCUACGCUUCCACGUCAGAGCGCCCACGUACGCCCAGCAGUGCCAGGACCUGCGGCGCGCCCUGGUCGUCAUCGACAGCGAAAAGUCGGACGCCCUAAAACAGGUGGACGUGCUCCGGCGCGCGAUUGCUGACACCCUCUGGUGGAAGCGCCGCCGCAAGAUGCCGGCCAACCGGGACGCGACACCUGGCAGCGGGGACGGGGCAGAGAGCGCCCCAGGCAAGGGAUCCAGGGCGGGCACCAGCGGGUGGGACGACCGUGACGUCAGCAGCGGGAGGCGUGACGUCAGCGGCGAGGGGCGUGACGUGAGCAGGGAGGGGCGGCGCGCUGGCGAGGGAGAGGAGCCCGUUUCCCGCGGUCGGAACGAAGCGGCGGCGCUGGUUCAGAAGCGGGUGUCGCGUCAGAAAGCCGGGGGGGGAAGGAAGAAAGUGGCGGGGACCGGCAAGCGGUUGCGAGAACGGCAGGAGGGGGUGGCGGGAGGAGAGCAGUCCGAGUGCGCGCCGGCGGCAGAGGCGCAGGUGCUGGAGCAGCUGUCGGUCGCGCUGCCGGAGCGGGAUGACGUCAGCGCGAACACGGGCGCGGACAGCCCGGCGGAGAGCGACGAGGAGUUCGUGGAGGCGUCGGAGGGAUCCCCCGAGGUCCGGGAGGGUGUGAUUGCGCUCGAGGGGGAGAGCGGGGGCCCCUCAGAACGGCCGCCGGCCGAGAUCGACGAGCCUGGAAAAACUAGGGGCGUGGUAGAGGCAGAUGUGCAGGGAGGUAUUGGGAACGAGGGUUUGAAAGACGAAACAUCACAAGCGGGCAACGAAGAGAGUGAUGCACUUCUCGAGCGGAGCUCUGGCGAGGCCUUAGCUCGCGAGGAGGUGGUCGCCUCAACCGGGCCGGACGAUGUUCCCGGGCCGAACGAAGUUCCCAAUUUUAGCGGCUCCAGACGAGGGGCGAGGGGUGUCCGUGCGGUUCUGAGACUGUCGGGUCGGCCUGACGAAGUCUUAAGAGAAGGGAUUAACGGACGGGCCAAGGAAGCUGAAGAGAUUGAGGGGUUGGGCAGACGAUAUGCGGGCAGAGAUCAGGAGGCUAGUGCACUGAGUAGGCCAAAGCCAGCUGAAGCGGAGAGUUCGACUAAGAGUAGUUUGCCUGAAUCUGAAGCAAUGGCUGAGGAAACGGACGGUGCUGAGGGCCUGAUGCGCUCUGGAAGUCGACCCGGAACGGAGACGGAAGAAAGCGCGGAAGGGGCAUUGACAAGUGACCCGACAGGAACCAGCGAGGGGGGCAGCUUGGACGGCGUUCCUUCUGAAGAAACAGUGAGUGCGGAAAGCGCGUCGGCUCUAGGAAAAGCAGAUUCGUCGGGGCCGAAAGAACGGGCGUCUGCAAAAGCUGCCAGCCAAGGGGUGCGAUUGGUGAUUGUCAAGGCCAGAGCGACAACGCCUGAUCUACGGGCAGGAGUAUGGAAUGAGGUGGGGCCACUUAGCGCCAACGGAAGUUCAGGAACCGCGGUCGGUAGAGAAUGCCCGGCAGUUGCGUUACCCGCGCUUUUGGCGCUGGUCGAAUCAGCGACUGCCACGUCAACGCCGGCCGGCAGCCCGGGAGAGAUCCGUCGUUUUCGCAAUGCGGAGCAGAGUCCUCUGAGCGGUUUCGACAACAUCCCCGAUACCGACAAAGAGAACAUCCGGAACGGCGACCGGAACCAGGCGCGGGCCCUCGCGCGGUCGCCGUGCUUCAUGGAGCGGGUCGCGAAAGUGAGCGUCGGUGAGGGGAAGGACGGCGCGUGUGCGCUGGGCCGGACGACACUCGGGAACGUUCGCAAGGGGGGUGUGGGGGUUAGCGUUAACCCGCUUGGAGUGGAGUUGAAGAGCCGGCUUCGGGGCGAGGGCCGGUUCUUUGGACGCGGGCGCGACCGGAAGGGCAGUACGGACGAUUUGCGGGCAGGAAGUGCAUCGGCGGAGUCGCAGCUCGAGCAAGUAACGGCGGGCGGUCGUAGGGAUGGGGUUUCGGUCGAACCCGGGCUCGAGGCUGAGGCCUGGCGCAACAAUCCGUUUGUCAGGCAUAGGCCGAGGACCAGCGAGAAGGAGCAAGAGGGCUGUUCCGAUGGGGAGGUAGCAGUUUCGACGGAAACGGAACGCAGAAGAAAUUGGGAAGUGCUCCUGGACCGGGCAAUAUCUUCGAGGGAAGCUCUGGAGGGGCUCCAGGGGUUGGAGGUCGGCAGCGACGGUGGACCGCUGCCAACGUGGAAUGGUGUAGAGGGUAGUAGCCAUCAAAGCCAGGCGGGCGUGGAUUACGCCGACGCCUGAUCUGACGCCAAGGACGAAGGUGGAGAGCCGCUAGCCAGAGUACUUACUACUGAUUGCACGUCUUGACGAGAGUCUGUCUAGUCGUACUGGUUUGAUACUAGCGAGCUAAUAGAUGCGGUAAGUACGGUAAUCUACAACCGGACGGAUAUCAACCAAUUGAUCUGCAUUACGUAGAAUGACCACGAAACCCUCAAUGCACAACUUGGUUGGCUUGGCAAUCGCGCAAAUCACAUUGGAAGUUCCUGCAUGAG
Messenger RNA from Klebsormidium nitens, 4344 nucleotides. NCBI's taxonomy places the organism in Eukaryota, Viridiplantae, Streptophyta, Klebsormidiophyceae, Klebsormidiales, Klebsormidiaceae. The record is from the annotation of a GenBank genome assembly.